This is a messenger RNA of Lampris incognitus (smalleye Pacific opah), 2076 nucleotides long. RefSeq names its product transmembrane protein 60-like. Lineage: Eukaryota; Metazoa; Chordata; Actinopteri; Lampriformes; Lampridae. The coding region runs from base 124 to 525 and encodes 133 amino acids. The record is from RefSeq and is a predicted model, not a curated record. The transcript is spliced from 3 exons.
UGACGUUGGAAAUCUCCCUGAGAAGUACCAAAACCUCUGGGGUUUUUUUAAAAAUGGAAGCGAAAAUGCCACUUGCCACUCUCGAAAUAGCCUGAAACGAGAAUCUGUCUACAAGUCACAGAUAUGUCUCUGGCCCAGAGGGUCUUGCUAACUUGGGUCUUUACCCUUAUCUUUCUUAUCAUGCUGGUACUUAAACUGGAUGGGAAGGUACAGUGGAACUGGUUCCUCAUCUUCCUCCCUGUCUGGGUUUUUGAUGGUAUCCUCAUCCUCAUGCUCGCCGUCAAGAUGGCUGGCCGCUGCAAGCCUGGCUACGACCCGCGCAACGGCUCUCCAGACCUGCGUCUUCGUGCCUGGUACCUGACGGCCAUGUUACUCAAGCUGGCCUUCAGCCUCACAUUGUGUGCCAAACUGGAGAAGCUGGCAAACGUCAAGCUGACAUUUGUCUGUAUACCGUUGUGGACUAUGUUGCUAGGAGCUUUGGUGGAGCUCGGCAUGAAUAUUUUCCCUGAAAGGAGAGAGGCUUAAGGAGAGGAAAUCACGGUGUCAGACUUGAACGUGAAGCAUCGAAUGAAGAGAAACCUAAUGUAAGAAUGAGAGAAUGGGGUGAUUAGUGGACUAAUGGUGUGCGUAUACCAUUGUGGGCUGUGUUGCUGGAAGCUUUGGUAGAACUGGGCUAGACAUAUUUCAGGUGUCAAGGGGGGCUCAAGGAGAAUCAAAUUGUAUAAAAAGAACAGUAUUAACCCAAUGACUGUGUGACCUCAUGAAAAAAGAUAAAUUUUAAUUUGUGGGUCUACCUCAGACUACUUAAGUAGGAGCGUUGAUGGAGUUUUGACUCCAUCAACAUGGAAGAUAGCUACAUCAAAUGGCAAACAGCACAUUAAGAAUCAACCCAUUUGACAGUUGCAAAAACUCCGCAAAAUAACAGGGCUCAUUUUCUAAGUAUUGUUUAAAAGAAGGUAGGAAGGGAGUCGUUCUAAAGACUCGCCUUUUGGAGCCCUGUGAGAGACUACUGUGAAGCAUACACUGGAAAGGACAAUGUGGUCCAGCAAUGGUCGUCUUUUAAUUUGUCAUCUGUAAUAUCCAAUCUCCUGCUGUAGACACUGACACUGUAUAUAGUAAGCUAGCACAACCAACUGCUCUCAUUUCUGAAUGUUGAUAGGAGGGAAAAAAGCAGUCAUUUAAAGAAUUUGAGGACUGACUCUGAUUAUAUGCUGUGAAUUUUGAGGGGGCCAGGGGAUUUUUCACAUUGUACUAUUUUAUAAUAUAGAACAUACGUCAUUGUGAAGGAUUUCAAAAACAAAAUAAGUCACCAGUGUUUUGUGUAGGGUUUGAAAAUACUGAGUUACAGCAUGAGUCAGUGUGAGAACCAGUAUCCAUAGCAGAUCAUGGUCUUAAUUCCAUGCAAAUUAUCUGGCUGACCAGGCAAUCCAGUAUCCAGUACCCCUCCAGAGUUUUAUCAUACAGGCUAAACCUUUUAAACGGCAUGUUUCCUUAUUCUUGCCUCGUGUGUUACUUAUACUAUGUACUGUGAGCCUCAGUAUAUUGUUAGUAUCUCUGUACUAAUGUCACCAAGACAAAUUCCUGUGCAGAUAUAAGUUUGCAGUUGAUAAGAUUCCUCUGUGUUGACGAUACACACAAAAUUAUUGGCCCCUUUGACCCGUGCAGUUAUUGGACGUGGUGAUUUUAAAAGUACCGUCUGCUAAAAACAAUCUACCUGAAAUGCGUUAUGUCACACUGAAAUAUGAUGUUAUCAUUAGAACAAAAUAUCCUCCAUUGUGAUGUGAAACGUCACACUGCCUGUAAAUGCUCUCCAGCUGCCAGAGAAUUACUUUUCAUCAGCAGUUGGCCUUGUGGCUGUGUUGAUUUAAAAGUGUGUGCAUGGGGACAUUUCCCAUUUCAGUUAUUUAGUAACAAUACUUGCAUGGGGACAUUUCCCAUUUCAGUUAUUUAGUAUCUAUACUAACAGCUGAGAUUGUGCAUGAAAACAAAAAAUUGUCUUUGUGCAAUUUGGUUUGUGAGUCCCAUUAUAAUGAUUGCUCAUUAUUUCACUGCUCUUUGCAUCAUUUUGCACUACAA